AGGAAAGGCCCAACAAAAACGUGCCGCAUCCCAGCACGCUGACACAACAUUAUCAAGUCAAAAUCCCUUCGAUCAACGUCUUUUCCAAGGGGUAUUGAUGAACGCGCCCUGCUUCGAACCGUCAGCAUCACAACCCUAGCAACAUGGCCACUACCGGUACCACCACGGGCCGGGACGCUCCUCACUCUACAACCCAAUAUCGGAAUCGCAAGGAGACUACAUCGGCAGACAGUUUGAAAGAGGCGGUUCAAAUUGUGGAACACAAGAUUGAGCAAGCAGCGUUACUGAUCUGGGAUCAACUCCCAACAUGGCGUCGUGAUAACCAGUUCAUAAUCUCAGGCUACCGUGCCGACAGCAACAGUUAUCGCUCCUCGUUCGCUUCUGUGCUCGCCGUCCACAACGAAUCCGUCAACAUCUGGACUCACGUCUUUGGCGCCACUGCCUUCCUGUUCGGCAGCGUUUGGUUGUUCCAGGUCGUUGCUCGCCGGUAUGAAACCGCCAGCAGCUCGGAUGUUCUCGUCUUCUCCUGUUUCUUCACAGGGGCGGUCUUGUGUCUGGGGAUGAGCGCCACAUACCAUACCAUAUCGAACCAUUCGCAGGAUGUGGCCAAAUGGGGCAACAAGCUCGACUACUCCGGCAUCGUCCUGCUCAUCGUUGGCAGCUAUGUGCCAGCCCUUUACUAUGGCUUAUUCUGCCACCCAGGGCUCAUGACCAUUUACCUGGGCGGAAUCUUCCUGCUGGGUCUGGCAUGUGGUGUAGUAUCCUGGGUUGAGAGCUUCCGGACCCCAGCCUGGAGGCCGUACCGUGCCGGCAUCUUCGUCGGUCUUGGUGCCUCAGGAGUUGUCCCGGUCUGUCAUGCACUUGGCAUGUACGGUUACCGCCAGUUGGACGAACAGAUGGGGCUGAGCUGGGUACUUUUGCAAGGAGGCCUCUACAUCUUCGGGGCAUUUCUCUAUGCUGCGCGAUGGCCAGAACGGAAUUUCCCUGGCAAAUUCGACAUAUGGGGCAGCUCGCAUCAGUUGUUCCACAUCCUCAUAGUGUUUGCGGCCGCGUCGCAUCUGACGGGCAUGAUCAAGGCCUUUGACCACCACCAUGCAGUCAUGGGAUCACAAUGUCCGCUAUAGACAUGCUGAGAUCUGCCUAAGGAAGGAUUCGCCAUGCAUCAUCAACCCCAUCGUUGGCUCCGUUGUGGGCACAAUUAGUACAAAUCUCACAACGUACCUGCAAAUUGAGCAUCACACUGUAUUUCUGAUUGUGCCCAAAUGUGCAAUUGGUCCCUUGAGUUUGACAGAUGGUCGGGGCUUGUAAGGCACCUGCGCGACUGGUGUCUUGUUGUAGCUUGUCUCUGGUGGUCUGGGGAGGAACAAAU
Molecule: messenger RNA, 1369 nt
Organism: Microdochium trichocladiopsis
Lineage: Eukaryota; Fungi; Ascomycota; Sordariomycetes; Xylariales; Microdochiaceae
Product: hemolysin-III related-domain-containing protein
Exons: 3
Coding region: 144-1124 (326 amino acids)
Cellular component (GO): membrane
Molecular function (GO): signaling receptor activity
Source: RefSeq, a predicted model, not a curated record